AUGGAUGCUACUACAAUUCAACCAGCCAUCCAACCGCAGAACGAACAAAUUGAACAACAUGAGAAAUUCCAGUCCCAAGCGACCGUUUCUGCAACUGAAUAUCAACAAAACCGACUCUCGCGCUCCUGGCGUCACUACGCGUUCUCGCCCAUCAUUGUCAACACCCUCGCCGAACUGGAACUUUUACUGCUGACAUUCAACAUCGGAAUACAAGAUGCAGCAACCUUUUCCGACUACCGAUGCUUCGCCUCUAAUCAGACGGGAAACACGGUCAUGCUUGCUCUCGCAGUGGUGGCACAAAAUGAUACCAGCGACCUAUUUAUAUUAGCGAACAUCGGCAUUAGCCUUCCAUUGUUUCUCGCAGGCGCCUUUAUCACAGGCCAGCUCGGAAAUCAUGUUUUGGGCCCCCGCAUGCGUGCCUGGCUGGUUGGGAUCAAUUUCCUGCAGACGAUGAUGGUUUUCUGCGCUGCAGUCAUGCAAUUCACACUAGGAGGUCAGUCGGAGGGCCCGGCUGCGUUAGGCAUCAUUUCCCUGCUCGCAUUCUCCAGUGGAUCACAGGUGGUUUUGUCUCGCGUGCUGCAAAUACCGGAGAUCACCACUGCCAUGGCCACAGCGGCUUGGGUUGACCUCAUGAUUGAUCCAAAGGUUUGGAAGAUAAGAAAUAGACCACGCAACCGGCGCAGCUUCUUUCUCCUGUCUCUCUUCGCUGGUUCACUGGUUGGAGCAGCUGUUUAUUACAAAGCUGGAUCGCCAAUAGCGCUCAUCCUGUCUGCCUCGGUUAAGGCCAUCGUUACCGUAAUGUUAUUCUUCAAUCCGUCCGAACCGAUCGUGGAUUAUGAUGAUUGCGCGCUGGCAUAA
Molecule: messenger RNA, 858 nt
Organism: Talaromyces marneffei
Lineage: Eukaryota; Fungi; Ascomycota; Eurotiomycetes; Eurotiales; Trichocomaceae
Exons: 1
Coding region: 1-858 (285 amino acids)
Source: RefSeq, a predicted model, not a curated record